This is a messenger RNA of Aphanomyces astaci, 2014 nucleotides long. RefSeq lists its product as hypothetical. The coding region runs from base 66 to 1163 and encodes 365 amino acids. The record is from RefSeq and is a predicted model, not a curated record. NCBI's taxonomy places the organism in Eukaryota, Oomycota, Saprolegniomycetes, Saprolegniales, Verrucalvaceae. The transcript has 3 exons.
CUCAUGGCUUCGCGACGGUGGUCGCGAAUUGCAAAUGCUUGGGGCAUCUCAUUCCCAAUCACUCGAUGCUGGACGGUCGCACGCCAAUGGAAGCUGUGCAACCUGUCCGCGUCAAGUACAUCAAGUUCACGUCGGCAAUGGACGUAGCAUUGCUGGAGCUCAUCCAGGUCCACAAUCCAAUCGCGGCUAAACAUGGUACUCGACUCGCCAUGUGGGAGCGCGUGGCGCGGGAUUUCGGCGCCCAGAUCUUUGACAACCGCACAGCAUGCAAGUGGCAAAUUUGCAGGGAUCGAGGCAACCUGCUCAUGCGAUGGUUCGACGAGGAGCGCUUCGACAAACUGUUCAAGGACGAAAGCGAAGCCAGGAACAGGAGGAAGGAGGCGCUUCUCCAGUCGUUGCGGCAUGCUUCCACUUUGAAACUCGGAACCACGUCGUCACCGUCGCCGACCAAGUCGUCGCCGACAAUUUCACUCCAUGGGGAGCACCCUCCUCGAGAGCCCCCGCUCAGUCUGAUGCCCACGCGUCCGCAGACGCCGUUUCCCACCGAGUCGUCUCCGCCAUCUUCGUCGUCCGCGCAACGCCACGCCAUGUUUUCACCGUCCCCUGUCCUGUAUCGACCACCAAUGGAAGCUUCGACUGGCGUUCCAUCACCCCCCAUCCACCUCCCAUCGCUCAAGGUCCAAGUCGCGCCGGCAGAAAACGUACUCCGCGCAUCGUCGCCCUGCGUCGCCAACCCUUCUCCGUCCAUCACAGCAGAACGAACGAAGUCUCUGCAGGAACACCCCCCCGACGCCCCGUUCAAAGUCGAACGGGCCGCCCCUCUACACCCAGUAGGUGGGGGGUCGCGCUUGCAUCCCCCUCCCCGCCACACCCCGUCGCCGCCGCACUUGCCUUCGCUCGUACACCCGAACCAAGCCCUGCUUCGACACCACCCCCUGCAUCACCUCACGUCCGCCGCGGCCGCGACCCGCAAACGCAAAGUGUACGACAUGUCGUUCGACUCGACUGCUGCCCAACUCGUUCGCAUCGUUGAGCAAAAGCUACAACUGGACAUGGACAUGCGCCGACGGGACCAGCAUCUCCGUGCACAGGAGCUGCACAUGCAGCACCAGCUCGUGGAUUACCUCCAUUCUUCCAGACAGAGCCGCCGCCGUCUCGAGUAGGGCUCACACAUUGUGAGUGAAUGGCUGACUACCUAGUGUUUGAGUAGCCACGGCAAAACCAUGGCGGCCGACUCGACCGUGAACGAUCGCGACGAAGAAGAAGAAGAAGAGCAGGAUGGAGGCGCGGCCGCGAGGUUGCUCGAGCUGUUGCAGCAUAAAAUGCAGUUUGACAUGGCGCACCACGCCGCGGAAAUGGAUCUCCGCGCCGACGAAGUCGAGCUGCAGCGCCGCGUGUUGGCGUACUUGGCACGAUGUUAAUGUAAUCGCGAUUAUUGUUGGUUGAUUUGUCAUUACUUUUCCUGUCGUUGGUUGGUCGUCAUCGAUUGUCGUCUGUUCGGCGGCGGGGUGGCUUUCUCGUCCAUACCUUCGUGGUUGUCGUCACAGUCCUGGCGGCGGCCAAGGGAUGGCACGGAAGUCGACGGCGUUGGUGUCGCGGCGGCAUCUUCGAGUUUCUCUAGAAGUUGCUUGAUAUUGCACUGAAUGGUCGUGAGUUCGUCGUGGGUUUGGUUGUAAUAGUCGUCAUCGUCGAUAGUGUGCUUGUCUGCGCAGUAUCGCAGUUGGUGCGACGACGGGCGCGCCUUGGCAUCGGCGGCCAGGUCCUCGUCUUCGCUCACUUCGCCGUCGUCGAUUUCUGGGAUUUCAUCGGUCAUUUUAGCCGAAAACGACUUGCACCGCGUGGUCAAGUCUUGAAGCGCACACGACAGUUCGAGUUCCGCGUCCUCGUCCACUUCGUCCACGCUGUCGUAGCUGGCGUCGAGGACGUCCAUGUCGUGUUGUGCGAUGGAUCGAAGAGGUGUGAGUGGAAGCCAGCCACCACAACGUGAUGGAAUGGGGUGUGCUUGGAAUGUGUU